AUUUUGUUUGUCGUUAAACAGGAAGAAUACCAUUCUCAUAUUUGGAGGAUAUUCAUAUGAGGUUUAUGAAGAAUUAUGGCAGGAUUGCAUCCCAAGCACCCGCUUAUGCGAUGAAUGAUGAAUUCUCAAGGGUUUUACAUCAGCAAAUGGAGUUCUUUUCAAGGAAUCAUAGUGCAGACACGCUGAAUCAUGUUAGAAGUGAAGUUGGUGAGAUACACACCAUCAUGGUGGAUAAUAUCGAGAAAUUACUCGAGCGAGGUGACAGGCUUGAACUUCUGGUUGACAAAACAGCUACAAUGCAAGACAAUGCAUUUCACUUCCGAAAGCAGUCAAAGCGCCUCAAGCAAGCUCUAUGGAUGAAAAAUGCAAAACUCUUGAUUUUACUUACAUGCUUGAUUGUCGCCUUCCUCUACUUCAUACUUGCUGCUUUUUGUGGAGGCAUCACUCUACGUUCAUGCAGAUCAUGACCUCUCCCUGAAUGCGUGAACGAACGAGUUACUCCAUAUACGAUGAUGUUUUGUGACUAGAACAUGAUGAUGUUUGUAUUUUUAGUGUAAAUUCUUGUCAUUUUUUACCUUUAUUUUUGUUGAAAUCUGCAGCACUUUUUUUAAACGAUACCAAUAUUGUGUUGUAUCUCUACAGAUGUACUCCGUAUACAGAUUACAGAUUUCAUGUGUCGUUUUUCUUAGACUUGUUAAUAAUAUAAUCAGCUUUUA
Messenger RNA from Cuscuta campestris, 716 nucleotides. NCBI's taxonomy places the organism in Eukaryota, Viridiplantae, Streptophyta, Magnoliopsida, Solanales, Convolvulaceae. The record is from the annotation of a GenBank genome assembly.